Messenger RNA from Magnusiomyces paraingens, 660 nucleotides. RefSeq lists its product as uncharacterized. The transcript has a single exon. The record is from RefSeq and is a predicted model, not a curated record. The coding region runs from base 1 to 660 and encodes 219 amino acids. NCBI's taxonomy places the organism in Eukaryota, Fungi, Ascomycota, Dipodascomycetes, Dipodascales, Dipodascaceae.
AUGAAGCACAUAUUGCAACUGCAACAACAACAGCAGCAGAUGGGAACAAAUCAGAUGAUGACCAAUGUGAACACAAGUACCCUGGGUGGAGGGCCUGGCCGCGGAUCUCCGGUGAUGGAUUUUGGAGGUGGAAACAGCGGUGGCAAUAGUGGGAUGGAUUUUGCAGCGGCCUCGACAGGAAUUGGGUCAGCGAAGUCUGCAAGCCCCACACAGACGCACCCAGGAAUCGGAGGUGGCAAUAAUGCGGGGAACAACAGCAAUGGCGGCAUUAACUCCAACAGCAGCGGUAGCGGUAGCGGUAGCGGUAGCGGUAGCGGUAGCGGAUCUCAGGGACUUGGAAACAAUGGACCUGUAGAAAGCCGUGCAAACUCCGUGGACGCCAUGAUGGCUAACAUGACCAACAUUGAUUCGCUGGACCCCAUGGACACACUUUCUGCAGGCGCAGGAGUGGGUCCCACGGAUGGGUUAGGUAGCGGAGCAGUAUCUGGAGUAUCAAUGGGAGUUGGCGACGAUGUUGGAGGAGGUUCUGGAUUGACAGGGUCUGGGGUAACUGGGGGAGGAGAUUUGAAUUCUUCGGCGGUGUUUGGUGAUUUUGAUACUGACAUGAAUUCAACUGACUUUACAAACAUUGAUGCAUACUUGAACCCGUCCUUUUUCUAA